GGCCACGGUUAUCAGUUUUUGGGCUUUGCGUUUUGCUUCUGAAACCAAGCGCGAGAUGAUUAGGGUUCAUGUUCAUCUUCCUUCUCUGAAGCUAACAAUAGAAAUUCUAGGUACCAACAAUGGAGUUUCGGGAUGUUUAAUCAAUGUUAGACAUCGCUAUUUGAAUCUUCAAUCCCGACGUUAGGGUUCAUGUUCUUCUUCUAUUUCUGAAACCAAAAGUGUUGUUCUUCGUUCUCUGAUACCAACUACGGAGUUUCGAGCUGUUCAAUUGACGUGAACCAUCUCUGUGUAAAUCUUCAAUUCUGAUGUUUUGCCUUCCGUUCUAAUCAAUCGAGACGGUAUUUCAUCGCCUUUAUCAUACUUCUUAACUUCAUCAACCCAAGUCGACAACGAUCUGACACUGAAUGCGGCUUAUCCCUUUGCAAGGCGGUGUCUCUACUCCUAUAAAAGAAUUCUGGGAAGCCAGGAACUUCAAACACGGUGGUGAGCUUACGAUGGUGAAUAUAUAUAUAUAUGCUCUUACUGGAUUCAAAGGUGAUUAUGUUCUUAAACAUCAUGUUCAUAUCAACAUAUAAAAGUAUUCUAGCGUGUAUUCUCAACAUUGUCAAGCUGUUUUACUCAGAUCCUUAUUAAGGUAAGACUCAUGUUCAUAGUUUUCUUAAAAUCAUGUUCAUAGUAAUCCUAAACUUCAUACCUUUUUUUUACUUGAAUAAGUGUUAUUAAAUUCAUGUUCAUAUGACUAUUAAACUAAUGUUCAUAGUGUUCUUAAACUCAUAUCUUAAUAAUUUUGUAAUUUGGUUGAGGUCAUGUUACGCUGGAGCAGGAAUCUGUUCUUUUCUAAUAUUAAUCCCUUCGAAGAGAAAGGUCUUGCUGAUGAGUGGGAAAAAGUUGGGAUGUAUCUCUCAGGGUUCAAUAAGCUCGAUGAUAAUUGAUUUUCUAUGGAAAUUUUAUUUGAGAUUAGGACAAAGAUAUAGUGAAGCUCGAGAUUGAGAUGAUUUGUUCUUUUAAUUUAUUUCUUGAAUAUACGGCUAUAUUCUUCCUUGAAGUAAUUAUGUUGUUUGUAUGUUUAUUUCAGAAAUGUCAAAAAGGUUUAUGAAGAUCUUUACAAAGAGAUGACUCAGCUUCUGACUCGAGAUCAUUUUAGGGAAUAGAGUAAUUGUCAACUAGAGUGAUACAAAAUCAGCCAGAAAUAUAAUGUAAACUCAGUUGAAGAAACUGAUAGAGGAAUAUGCUUUGUUUGAUGAGAAGCUUGCCUUCCCCAGUUUCCAGCCUCCUUGCCCGUGAACUUUGAUCAAUCAAAGGAUUUGUAGAAGAGCGUUAGCUCGGAUCGUGAUCGUGACUAUGAGCGAGACAGGGAACGGGAUCGCGAUCGUCGGGAUUAUGAGCAUGAUCAUUACUAUGGCAAGGAUUGGGACCGUGAUAGGAGUAGAGAUCGUGACAGGGAUCAUGAUAGGGAAAGGGCUCAUGAGAGAGAGAGAGAGAAAGACUGAAGUAGCCGUGACUAUUAUCAUGAAGGGAAACAAAGUAAAAGUGACGGGGAAAGGAAUAAUGAUCGUGAUGCGUCGCGUCUAGAUAAUCAAAGUGAUCGGUAUAGACAGAGAAGAGAAGGGAGGAAGUCUCCAGAUUAUCAGGACAUACAUGGACACUAGAAGUAGCCGAGCAGGGCCUGAUGGUGAUGUGAUCAAAUGAUUCAAAUCAGAGCGUUAACCUUCCAGUUCUGUGGCGCAAGAAGAGAAUGGGAACGUCUCAGGUCAGACUGCAAAAUGGGUCUCUGCCAGGGAGGCGGCUGAGCUGUCUGGAGGAUCGGACAGGGGUACAAGACAGAAAGCGUCUGAGAAAACUGUAAAGACGGAAGAUGGUGUUUUGGGCGAGUUUCAUGGUUCCACAAAAGCUUUUCGCCGGCCCAUGCUUGAAAGAUCUCCUUCCUCGACAAGUCUUGACCGGAGAUUCAAUAAUAAUCAGAGUAGUGCAAGAUGGAGCAGUGAGGUUGAAGAAACAUGCCUUAGGAACAACGCGAAAGAUUUUUCAGCACCUGAGGAUGAAAGGCUUCGGGUGGAUGACAUAUCACAGGGAAAUAUAUCCUUUAACAACAAAGCCUACCUGAGAAAGUGCCAUUGAAGAUAGGAAGGAGUUUGGUAGAUCUACAAGCCUAUACUUCUGAGUUGUUGAUGCUGUUGGGAGCUGUAAUAAAAUUACGUUCUUCGGCGGGAUGACAUUGUUUCUGCAUAUUUUAUAUUUUGAGUUGUGAAGUUCAGGUACUCUCCUUCACGAGUAUUUGCUGUGUUUUUGUGCUUUAUACGUUGGGUUUUAAAUUUCAGAAAUUUGGGAAAAGAGAACAAAACAACUACUACUUUGUCCCCUUAGAAUUAGAACAAAAAUCUUUGUCCCUAUAGUAUAAACAAUAAUGCUAAUCCCGUUUUGUCCUUUCUAUUAAUUUUGAAAUACAUAUAUUGAGUUAUGUAAUUUACUGAGAAAGUAAAUAAAAAGUUAAAAAAAAUACAGAGUAAAAAAUCAGAACAUGUCGUCGACUCCGGUUUUCCUUUCUCUCUAACAAAGAGGUGGCGAUUAAGUUUCGUUAUCGAAACCAUCUUCUCCGGCCGUCUUAGUUCGUCGGAGACCUUGAACUCAUCGUCACAUCUCUCCUUCAUCCUCCUUCUUUCUUCUCUCCUCUCUAAACACGACAGAGUAGGAUUACUUUGCAAUCUCCGCCGGCUACAAUUGAAGUUGUUCAAGCUCGGGAAAAGCUUCUUGUCGCUGAUAAAUAACGAUUAGCUUCACGUUGUUCUUCUCUUCCUCUUACUUCAUCUCGGUUCCAAAAUCGUUGAGAUUUAAGCUCUUCUACGGACGAAGAGAUUGACGUUGUUCGAAUUUCAUCUCGGUUUCUCUUUCCCUAAAAUUGAAGGAAUGGCGUACGAGUUUCCACAACGCAUACUUGAAGAAGGAAUUGAGACGCAAAUUGACAAGAUCAACAAUACGUGUAGACGUACAAUUCUGGAGGAAGUGAAGGGUGUUCUCAACACUGAGUAUGAGGAAGUUUUGAAAGAUCCUGUCUUCGGUCCGCUUCUGGCAAUCAUAGAGAACAAGCUCAUCUACUCAGGGAAGAUCAUUCAUAGCUUCAUAUGCAAGCAACUCAAGGUUUCGAAGCUUCACGAGCUGUGGUUUCUAUUUGCUAAGAGGCCUCUUAGGUUCUCUGCGCAAGAAUUUCAUGCUGUGACAGGAUUGAAGUUCAAAGAUGAACCUGACAUAAACUUCAAUGAUUGGAAGGAUGAUAAGGGGUUCUGGAGCAAUGUGCUGAGGAAAAAUAGAAAGGUCAACUUAUCGAUGAUAAAGACGAAGCUUCUUAACGAAUGCAACAAGUGGACGUAUGUGGACAGGGUUAGGCUAGUGUAUCUGUGCGUCAUUCAUGGAUUCCUCAUAGCUAAGGAUUCAAGAGUGUUUAUCCCACAUGAAUACAUCCGUUUGGUGAUGGAUUUUGAGAAGAUGAGGAUGUAUCCAUGGGGUCUUCACGCAUAUGACGAGCUGCUUGCAUCAAUACUCAAAGCAAGGAAAGAUUUACAUCUGAAGAACAGUUACGUGUUGGAUGGAUUCUCCUAUGCGUUUCAGAUAUGGGUUAUGGAGGCAAUCCCAGACAUUGGUAGUAUGGUGGGUAAGAAGAUCAAAAAGAACAUGACCAAAGUGAGAUGUAGGAAUUGGAAAGGAAGUGGGAAAGUUUCCUACGCAGAUAUCAGCAGCCUAGAGUCCCACUUUAAUAAGGGAGAACUGUUCCCAUUUAUAUCUGCUACUGGGAACAAUGAUGUGGUUGAUAGCACUGAGUUCUAUAGGGAAGAUGAGAAGAUAGAUGAAAGAAUUGGUCGCAUUGUUACUCUUCUCAAUGCCAAACAAGAUUGGACAGAUUUCGUAUGGGAAGUCGAGGCUUUGCCUCCAACUUUAGAGCUUUCUGAUUCAGAGACUGAUGGAGAGAAUGUUGAAGUCGAAGAUGUCACAGAUACUCAUGUUGACGAACCGGCUGUUGUUGCAAGAAGGGGAAAGCGUAAGCUAAAUGAUCCUGGUGCGGAGGCUCGAAAGAAAGAACUGCUUUGUCAACGGGCAGCUGAACAUAACAGUGGUAUCUCCAGUGGAAUGAAGACUUUCAUUGAAGGUUUGUUCACCUCUGCUUUCAACUCUUUCAAGGACGUGGUGCAGAAUGACAUCCAAGAGCGUUUUGAGAAGGUCCAAAAAGAGAUGGCUGAGCUCAAGCAAGCGGUGUCACAGAUUCCGGGUCCUUCUGCUACAAUGGGAAAAGACAGAGCAUCUGAGAUUCCAUGUCCUUCAGCAACGAUGGGAAAAUCAUCACAGAGUCCGUGUCUUGCAGGAACAAAGGAAAAAGGCAAAGGCAAGGUUGAUGAGAGUGUGGUUCCUGCUACGGUUCGUCGUAGCCCUCGGCAAGGAAGAAAGGAGAUUGAAACUGAAACUGAUGAUAUGAUGGAUUUUUUGAAGAAUUUGUCACAAUCAUCUACCCAUGGAGAACCUUCAUCAAUAAAAGAAGAAAUGAGCACCCAAGAGUAUUUACAAGACGCCAUGGGGAACCUUUCUCAAGUAUCACAUGUUAAAGGUUUCGAUCCCUCACAAAAAACGAGUGAUGAAGAAGCACCUAAGUGGGUUACUCCAGUAUCAUCCUUCAAGCCUGUAGAUUGGAGAACACCCACUCUCAAAGAUAUGGAAUUACAUGACGACCGGGUGAACGACGAUGAUUACUCAUUAGUGUUUGUCCAUGAGGAUUCAUGGGCUAAACUGAUUCAUUGGUGCUCAACUACCAAACAGCACCUUAAAAUUGGACCUUCUAUGUACACAACUGAGUUAGCAGAACGUAUUAUGGGACCUGCAGUGUGGCUGCAAAAUCAAGAAAUUGAUGCUGUGCUCUUCUUAUUUCGCGAGAGGACUUCUUUGAGACGAUGGAACCCGUCCAAAGUAGCUUUCAUGAGCUGCAUAUUCAGUAAUCAAAUGAAGAAUUCUUACACUGAGUUCAAGAAAGACAAAAAAAAAUUCAGGGUAGAAGGACUGCUCCAUCAGUACGGAAUUGGUGAACUUCCUUCACACGGCCGAACAAGACUAAUGUGGGAUCUUGAUGUCAAUCGUAUGUAUGUGCCUCUUCUUGUGCACGGUAACCACUGGAUCUCUAUGUGUGUCAACUUUGUUACUCGUUCCAUAGAAGUUUUUGACUGUGCGGGACUGAAACACAACAAGGACUUGGAGCCAUUUGCACAUCUCAUCCCAAGAAUUGUCAAAGCCGUGCAGUCUUCAGAGAAGAGGGGAUUAACCGUUAAGCCCUAUGAUGUCACUUACGCUCCAAUGCCCUGCUUCCUAAAUAAGACUAGCAGCGAUUGUGGAGUAUAUGCGUUGAAGCACAUUGAAGCACAUCUUCUAGGCAUGGACUUAACAUGCUGGUGUGGGAAAGGGAUUGUCACUUAUGUUUCAAAAACGGAGGAGAACCCAUACAGAAGAUUCUUCCGAUGUGAGAUUGGUCUGAAGAGAAAGAAAGAGCAACAUCUUUUCAAGUGGGUGGACGAGGCUCUGCUUGAUGAGAUACAAAUGAUGCAUGAGCAACAGUCGAGAAUGGCCAAAGAAAUUGAAGAUUUGAGACGUUCCUUGAAAAUGACAGUAGAGGAAGCAGUUAUCGAGCACAAGAAGUCGGGAGAUGUAGGACUUAUUGGAUCCAUUCUCACUUUUUUAUGUCUUUGUUCUAAAUUUGAUUGAUCUUCUAAUUGUUUUCUGAAUCUAUUUACUUUGUGAAAGAUUGAAUCAAUUUGAUAUUCUGUGUUGUCAAUUUAUGGAUCAAAUCUUAACGGUAGACUAAAAACUUGCAUAAAACUAAGUAAAUAUUGGAAACGUGCACAGUACAUAAAACAUAAUUGGUCUUGAAAAAACAGAGUUUGACAUGAAACAAAGCUAAUGUUAGAAAAAACUCUGAAAAGUAACUUGCAUAGACCGAAUAGAUUGUAAUCCUAUAUUGCUCUAUCACAUGUGGAGCGGUUGUGACCUUCAAUACCACAUCGACUGCAUUUACGACGUUUAGAGCUUUGAGUUCCUUGUGACGACUGGAUCUUGUCUUCAACUGUCUCAUACCUACGUUUCUUUCUCCGGCCUGCAGCUCUUCUAGUUUCUGGAGGGAGGACUUUUGCUUUCUGUACGUGAGAUGGGACAAUCCAUGCAUCUUCCGGGACACUUAUAGGAUUUAUGCUUUCCUCAUAAAUCGAUCUCCAUGAAGCAGUGGUGUACAUGUCGUCAGUGAGUGUGUGUGCUUGUAUGCCUACGCUGAAAGCUGCUUUAAUGGCGUGUCUGCAUGGAAUUUUCAUCAGAUCGAAUUUCCCACAUGAACAUGUGCGUCUGACCAAGUCGACCAUACAUUCAAAAGUGUCACCUCGAACCAAAAACCUGUCAUCGCUAACUGGAAAAACCUGAAACUUCUUACCCUUCUCAAUCCUUCGAUCAAUCUUCUUCUCUACAGCAACGGUCAGUGGCUGUUUAUGCUUUGAACUUAAAGCUCUACGUUUGAAAAACCAUCGAGUCAUCAUUUCCCUUAUGCUGUCCAAUAAGGGUAUAACUGGAAACUCUCUUGGCGAACGCAAAGCAGAAUUUAUUGAUUCAGCAGGGUUAUUGGUCCUAACAUCGUACCUGUAACCCGGAAAUUGACAACGAGCCCACUUUCUCACAUCAGCUUGUAUCAGAUAGUUUCCAAUUGCAGGACUAAUUGAGAAAAUAGCAGUGAAUUGCUUCUUAAAAUCAGCAACUCGGUAAGCUUUAGAAGCCUUUGCCACCAAACCAGCGACACCUUUACCCUUGAAAUAUGUAACAACAUUGUUCAGCAAGUGGUGAAUGCAAAUUCCAUGAUGAGCAUGCGGAUACACUUUUGCAAGAGCUUUAGCAAGUGAAUUAUUCCGGUCAGACACAAAAGCUAAAUUCUGAUCAUCACCAAUGACAACCUUAAGUUGUCUCAUAAACCAUUCCCACGAGCGGUCAUUCUCUGAGUCGACAACUCCAAAUGCAAUAGGAUAUAGGUUCGAGUUUCCAUCCAAAGCAGUAGCAACCAUUAAUACUCCUUUGUAUUUGCUCUUCAGGAAAGUCCCAUCCACAACAAUAACUUUCCGAAUUGCAGCAUAAAAACCGCGAAUAGACUGACCAUAUGCGAUGAAGAGGAAUUUGAAUCUCCCAUCGCUAUCAGUUUCAUAAAAUGUGUGUGAUCCUGGAUUAGCUUCCUUCAUCAUGUGCAAGUAUUUGGGAACUUUUUCAUAACCCUUCUCUGGAAUGCCUCUCACAACACUUACUGCAUACUCACGUGCCUCCCAAGCUAAAGAGUAGGAUAUCUCAACUCCAUGAUCAUCACGCAUAAACUGGAUAAUAUCAUUAGGUUUCGGCCCUUCCUUGACAGUUUCGUACUUAUGCUUAAUGAGACUACCAACUGUUUUUGAUGAAACGGUCCGAACAGAGUGGUUCCUUGAUGAUGGAGCACAUGAAUGAUCAGGCACAUACUUUUUGAUGAUAAAAUAUGAAGAACCUGUUAAUCCCUCUGCGCGAACACGCCAGCGGCAAUCAUCAUACGCACAACGAACGUACCAAACUCUUCUAUCCGUUUUGGCAACCUUGUAGUCGAAAUUAUGUUUCAUUGCGCAUAUUUCCAUUGUUGCCUGCAAAGCUGCUUUGCUAGUAAAAUGUUGACCCUUCUUCACAACAUCAACCAGAGAAAAACGGACAGACUUUCCGUUGGUCAUAUCUUUCUCACACUUGUUUUCGUCAUCACUUUCAUCUAUCUUCGCAUCUUUUUCUUCAAGCUCGGCUUCACCAUCAAUAUCAUCUGAAACUUCACCCGACAUACCCACUUCCUCUCUGUUAGGCAACUCAGCAGGCUCUUCAUUCAAGUUAAAUCCGACCUUAGAUCGAAUACACACACAUAACCGCGUUGAAGCUUUGGUCUUCACAUAUGUAAGAAAAUUUUUGAGUUGUCGAUCAUUGGUGAUGAAAACAGGUGGUGAAUCGAGGCCAAUAACCAAAUCGGAAGGUAAGUAACUCAGGUCGAUAUUGACCAAGUUUAGAUCGGUUCCAAAGUCCUCACAAACCAUAACUCUUAGGUUGUCAAAGGUUUUGCUUGUGUCCAAAGUAAGUAGUCUACCUCCUGUUUCUUCAUCAACAAUAAACUUCCACCCUUUUGUUUUGGACGAUCUCCAAACACCAGAAUAGGCAUAGAUGUGCAUUUUGUCACGUUAGAUUGAAUCCCCAAAAGGAGAAGAAACUAUGAAAAAGAGAAGAAUCCCCACGAUUUUUGGUCCAAAUCGUGGUUGGCAACGAAGAAACAAAAAUUUAGGGAAGAAGAUUUAAAAAAGGAAAUAAAAAAGAUUUAAUAGAUUUAGGAAAUAUUUUCUAACCGUUUUUUCCUAGAUUUUCGGAUUUUUUUAAAAAUCUAGUAGAAAUUACAUUCUACGUACGGUAGAAUAAAGAAAACGUGGUAGAUAUAGAAUACAUAUAUUAUAGAUAUAUGAGAAUUGAGUAGAAUGUAUAUUCUUCCAUAGAAGAUAUAAGAACAUUUACUAUUACUUAUGAUCUACCAGAAAGGCAGAACAUAGAAGAAAAUGUUGAUUUUGUAUUCUGCCAUUUUAGAUCUUAAUGUUUGCGGUCUAAUGCGCAUUCUUCUGUAUGUAGAUCAUUGUGUUUCAGUUAGAAUGCAUAUUCUGAAUCUCCGUAGAUGGUAGAUCUUAUAUACUAACACCUUUAGCCUAUUUUUCAAUUUACCAUUCCAAAUUUUUUUUAAUCCAAAAAUAUUUUUCAUAUAUGCACAUGUGUGACUACUUCAUGUUUUAAAUUUUUCUUAAUUUUUUUGCAUUGUAAAUUAAUUGAUAUAAUUUUUUUUAACUCUUAAGGGUAGUGAAAGUCCAAAAGUGACAAAGUUUGAUUUUGUACUAAGGGGACAAUAGCUUAGUUUAGUUGUUCCCUUUUUCCAAAUUUCCCUUUAAAUUUUAGUACAUAAAAGAAUAUUAUGUUUGAUUUACCUUUUUUCACGUAAUCUAAUCCUAAAAAUUUAUAGACUU
Messenger RNA from Brassica napus (rape), 9056 nucleotides. RefSeq lists its product as uncharacterized. Gene Ontology annotation, biological process: proteolysis. The transcript has 13 exons. Gene Ontology annotation, molecular function: zinc ion binding; cysteine-type peptidase activity. The record is from RefSeq and is a predicted model, not a curated record. Lineage: Eukaryota; Viridiplantae; Streptophyta; Magnoliopsida; Brassicales; Brassicaceae. The coding region runs from base 2905 to 5733 and encodes 942 amino acids.